GGCCGUCUUCCAGUGAAGUGGACAGCUUAUGAGGCGUUGCUCUAUGGUGCAUAUACCACCAAAAGUGACGUAUGGAGUUAUGGAGUUGUUCUUUACGAGAUUUUCACCAUAGGCGGUUCACCUUACCCAAGAAUGGAUGGAAAAAAAAUUGCCAACUUACUUGGAGAGGGCUACAGAAUGCCUAAACCACAACACGUGGAUAAUGAAUUGUAUCAGAUCAUGAUGAGAUGCUGGCAAAAUGACCCGGAUGAAAGACCAGCUUUCACCGAAUUAAAAAAACAGCUUAAAGACAUGGAAAGUCUACACAAGAGGCUGAUCAACAUGAGAAUUUACGACAAGAGGUUGUACGUAAACGUCGAGGAUUUGAUAGUGUAGUUAAGUACACGUCAGUGUUUGAUUGGCGAACUGUUUGAACAUUUUGCCGCAACAAGCUCUAUGGAAUGACCAUCCUCGCUUGAAAACUCUUUUGCCGGGAAAACCAAAGUUUCCUUUUUUCUGGGGAAGCUGUCGAACAUUUCUUUUUGCUUUACUUGGACCGCCAAUACUGUUGAUACCGAAGGCAAAGACUCAGGCACUGAAAACUGAGCACAAGUCUCAUUAUGCGGUUUUUUCUAAGUUGUUCUUGUACUGUCUCUACUGUUUAAAAGGUGUACAAUUUGGCCGAAGAGCGCGAUAGUUUCGUACUUUCCAGAUACGACUACUCAAUCAGCUGAGCCGAUGGAUCGUAAUUAAUUUCCUUCUGAAGACUGACCAUAGCCAUAUUUUUCGUCUCAUCUUUGUACCGUAGGUUAUCCACUAAAUAAAAAAAUUUCAAAAUAUUGAAACACAACGACAACCUAAAGUGGGGCUCUGUCCUAUCCCAUUGCGCUUCAAUACGGUUGUCAAUUAGAGCAAAUUCCGAAGUCUAAGGUGUUACUGACUGUGAGUUUUCAAAAGUCACGUUAUUUGAUGCAAUU
Messenger RNA from Pocillopora damicornis (cauliflower coral), 956 nucleotides. RefSeq lists its product as uncharacterized. Gene Ontology annotation, biological process: protein phosphorylation. NCBI's taxonomy places the organism in Eukaryota, Metazoa, Cnidaria, Anthozoa, Scleractinia, Pocilloporidae. Gene Ontology annotation, molecular function: protein tyrosine kinase activity; ATP binding. Gene Ontology annotation, cellular component: membrane. The record is from RefSeq and is a predicted model, not a curated record.